AUGCUGCAGCUGUGUCAGGUCACAGACUCGCUGUUCAUCAGCAAUGCUCGCUCAGCCUGCAGUACCGAACUCAUCCAGAAGGAGGCAGUAACUCUCUGCAUCAACGUGUCCAGGCAGCAGCCCUGUCCUUCAGCCCGGAUCAGCAGCACUCUGCGCGUGCCCGUGUACGACGAUCCCAACGAGGACCUGCACGCGCACUUUGACCGCUGUGCUGACGUCAUACUCGGUGAAGCAGCGCGCGGCGGCCGCACCGUCGUCUACUGUAAAAAUGGCCGCAGUCGCUCGGCUACAAUUUGCAUCGCCUUCCUCAUGAAGCACCAGAACUUACCGCUAACCCAGGCCUACGAGCCUGUGGCGACGGUGGCAAGGAAAAACUCCCUCAGACGACAUGAGGAAGAAACCUCGAGAGGAACCAGACUCAAAAGGGAACCCAUCCUCAUUUGGGCAACAACAGACAGCCUGACUAUAAUAUUAACAGUUUUAACAGGUAUAACCCUCAACUGUCCUCAUGGGGCCGUCCUUCACAGGAGCGGUGCGAUAAAACUCCGACCAGACACAGGGCACCAGGAUGGAUCAAGCAGGUCCGAGGGGCAGAAGAGGCCAGCAUCUCAAUCCCAGGAUCAACAUGUGGUGAAAAGUGCCCGAUCAGUGGUGGAGCCAAACCCGGGCUUUUGGGCUCAGCUGGAGCAAUACGAGCAGGAGCUGAAGAGCAGGAGGUCAGCAAGCAGCAGUUUGAGCAUCUCUCCAUCUUAAAACAAAACAAAAAAACCCUCCAUGUCAAAUCUCCCCUUUAUCUUCUUAUUUGAUGCUUAACGUAGAGAUUAAUCGUGCUGAAUGCUUUCUGAAAACCAUGCAUAGGUGCCUGAACAAGGAUUUUGUUUUGUAAAUUGCACUCCUAACUGUAACAUUAUGCAUGACUUUUUAUUUUAUUUAUUUAUUUUAUUCUCAGGUUUAA
Molecule: messenger RNA, 955 nt
Organism: Neoarius graeffei (lesser salmon catfish)
Lineage: Eukaryota; Metazoa; Chordata; Actinopteri; Siluriformes; Ariidae
Gene: dusp28
Product: dual specificity phosphatase 28
Exons: 3
Coding region: 1-753 (250 amino acids)
Biological process (GO): protein dephosphorylation
Cellular component (GO): cytoplasm
Molecular function (GO): MAP kinase tyrosine/serine/threonine phosphatase activity
Source: RefSeq, a predicted model, not a curated record